GAGUGGAGAUCUGUAAAACAAAUAUUAUUGAGAAAACGGAGAAAGGCUGGAUUCUGCCGUCCUAAAACAUUAGAAGAGUUAGCAGGUUACUUGUUGAAAAAUUCAAAGUUAAAACUCAUUUUUAAAGGUGUAGUAAAGCAUGGAACACAAAUGGCAUUACUCUUCUCUACGGAUAAACUUAUCAGCGAAUUAAAUAGACAAACUGAAGUUUAUAUGGAUGGAACAUUCGAAGUUUGUCCCAAAAUUGCAAAAAUCUGCCAACUUUACACAAUUGUGAUGCGUGUAAAUGACAAGAGUGUUGGAGCUGUAUUCAUUUUGAUGACUAGGCGAACAAAAUUGUUAUAUAAAGCAGUUUUAAUUAAAAUUCAAGAACUUUGUCCAAAUUUGAAAAAUAACCUAGAACACAGCAUGCUUGAUUUUGAAUCCGCUGUCCAAACAGCAAUAAAAGAAUUAUUUCCAAAUUGUCAAAUUCACGGUUGUUGGUUUCAUUCAAAAAAGGCUAUGAAAAAACGUUGGAAAACUUUAAAAUUAAAAGAAGCAGAUAAUAUAAUUUUAAAUUACGCAUGCUGUCUGGCAUUAGCGCCGGCUGAACGUUAUUAUGAUGGUUUAGAAAUAAUCAAGAACAAAAUUUAUGAAUAUAAUCGUGUUUAUCACCCGAAACUAAAAAAAUUCAUUAAAUAUUUGAAACAAUACUGGGGAAGAAGGAAAGCAAUUUUGUGCGUUGGGCAUUUACCUCAUCGAACCAACAAUCUCUGCGAGUCACAAAAUAGCAGACUGCAAAGUAAAUUAGGAGGAAGUCAUCCACAAAUAUGGAACUUUACAGGUGUUUAAAUUUCACAAAUAGUUUUAGUAAAUUACUUAAGUUAGUUAAUUAGGCAGAUGAAUUAAUAGAUUUUUUGCUUACUGAUCAGGGUGGCCAUUACAAUUUGCGAACAAAAUUCAAGGCUU
This is a messenger RNA of Leptopilina boulardi, 948 nucleotides long. RefSeq lists its product as uncharacterized. The record is from RefSeq and is a predicted model, not a curated record. Lineage: Eukaryota; Metazoa; Arthropoda; Insecta; Hymenoptera; Figitidae. Bases 151 to 831 code for a protein of 226 amino acids. The transcript has 4 exons.